Molecule: messenger RNA, 675 nt
Organism: Rasamsonia emersonii CBS 393.64
Lineage: Eukaryota; Fungi; Ascomycota; Eurotiomycetes; Eurotiales; Trichocomaceae
Exons: 2
Coding region: 1-675 (224 amino acids)
Biological process (GO): nucleoside metabolic process
Molecular function (GO): catalytic activity
Source: RefSeq, a predicted model, not a curated record
AUGGACAGCUGCACCGUCGGCUGGAUCUGCGCCCUCCCCCUCGAAAUGGCCGCCGCGAGGGCCGUCCUGGACGAAGACCGCGGACGCCCGCUCGAGCAAGCCGUCUCUGAUCGAUACAACUACCGACUGGGCCGCAUCGGCGAGCACGACGUGCUGAUCGCCUGUCUGCCUGCGGGCGUGUAUGGGACCACGUCGGCCGCGUCGGUGGCCGUCCAGAUGCUGGCAAGCUUCCCGUCCAUCCGGAUCGGGCUGAUGGUUGGCAUUGGUGGUGGCGUGCCAAGCGAGGAGAUCAAUCUUCGCCUGGGCGAUGUCGUGGAGACGGCGAAGAAGCAUCCGCGCAUGCAGCAGGAGUUCUGCCGCUCGCCGGGAGCGGAGAAUGAUCAGCUGUUUGAAGCAGACUAUGUCCACCCCCCUGAGAACAAGACGUGCGCGUCUUGCGAUUCCACAAAGCUGAAGGACCGACCAGCCCGGGCUGUGGACGGACCACAGGUGCAUUACGGGCUGAUCGCGUCAGCCAACCAGGUCAUGAAGGACGGUCUCACGCGCGACAGGCUGGCCAAGGAGCUGGGAGUGAUCUGCUUCGAGAUGGAGGCCGCAGGGCUGAUGGACCAUUUCCCCUGUCUCGUCGUCCGGGGGAUCUGCGACUAUGCCGACUCGCACAAGAACAAGCACUGA